AUGAUGAGGGAUCACUCUCUGUCUGGUUCUUCCUCCACAAGCAACAAGGACCAUGGUUCGUCUCCCACUGAGCAAUCCUCUUCAUCCAAAUUGUCAUCCACAAAGAACAGCCCUCUGGCUCCAGAACCAUCUUCCCGGGUUGAGAAGCGGAAGGCCAACACGCUCGCUGCUCGUCGCUACCGCCAAAAGCGCGUCGACCAAAUGAGUACUCUCGAAUCCGAACUCAAGGACGUCAAAGCCGAACGGGAUGAUCUCAAAGUCCGCAACGCCAGGCUGGAAGGAGAGGUCGAGACGCUUCGUGCUCUUCUACGUUCUCAAAAGUAG
Messenger RNA from Alternaria alternata, 324 nucleotides. RefSeq lists its product as hypothetical. Gene Ontology annotation, molecular function: DNA-binding transcription activator activity, RNA polymerase II-specific; RNA polymerase II transcription regulatory region sequence-specific DNA binding. Gene Ontology annotation, biological process: regulation of transcription by RNA polymerase II. Bases 1 to 324 code for a protein of 107 amino acids. The record is from RefSeq and is a predicted model, not a curated record. Lineage: Eukaryota; Fungi; Ascomycota; Dothideomycetes; Pleosporales; Pleosporaceae. Gene Ontology annotation, cellular component: nucleus. The transcript is spliced from 2 exons.